GCCGCCAGAGUCCGCCACCGCCGCCGGCGGCAGCAGCAGCUCGGAGCCGAGGGUCCCCCCUUUUAAGUGGUCUCAUGACUCAGUGCGGGAAACAGUGGACGACUGCGAGCAGGAAGCAUCCCAACACUCAGAGGACUUUUGAACACUGAAAUGUAUUGGCUCCCUGCGUCCGCCAUUUUGGCUCUACUCUGCCUGGUGCCCCCGGUCCACAGCACCGGCAGCCUGCAGGCCGGCCUGAGGCAUCGACAGGGCAGCUUCGCCAUGGCCUUGUACCGCGCCGCGGCCCAGGGCCGCGUCGACACCAAUCUGGUGGUGUCGCCGUCCGGCGUGGCGGCCGCCCUGGGCCUACUGCAGCUCGGCGCCCGGGGCAACACCAGGGCCCAGCUGGAAGCCGGCCUGGGCUACGACGUCAACGAUGGUCACGUUCGCGAGCUGCUGCUGCAGUGGCAGGCCGAGGUGAACAACAGCAGCAGUCCAAUGGCAUCAAAGGAGGCGUGGCUACAGCAGACAUGUGUCUUAUUGGUGCAGAACAGCAUUAAACUCGACACCGGAUUCGCGCAUAAGGUUGAAACCUGGGCUGAUGUCAGUGUGAUGAGAGAUCACCAGCAACAGAACAACAAUUCACGCAAAGAUGAGGCGUGGCUCCCCCUACAGGCAGGAAGCAGCAGCGGCGACCUGUCUGGAUCUGGUGAGGCUCAACAGGCUGAGGCUUCCACAUUGUUAUCAUCGUCAUCGUUAUCGGCAUCGCAGUCUUCCUGGCCAUCCGGCCAGCAGAUGGCACUGUUGAGCACGGUUACGUUCAGGGGCAUGUGGCAAAAGCAGUUUCACGCUGUCAACACGCACAACCUCCACUUUCUGCUCGUGGACGGCACCACUGUCAAAGUACCCAUGAUGCACCAGGCUACUGAGGUUCGCUUUGGUCAAUUCCAAACAUCGUCUAACCAAAGGUACGCGGUCCUGGAUCUUCCCUACUCUGGUUUGUCCCUGAGCCUCCAGGUGGUCCUCCCUUCAGACCGCAAGACACCUCUGUCUUCCCUGGAGGCUCAGCUAAGCUUUCGCCACAUGGCCUCUUGGGAGGCCGGCCUACGCAGGACCAGGAUGGACGUCUUCCUGCCCAGGUUCAAGAUGCAUAACAAAUUGAACUUGAGGUCCACGCUUCCUGCCAUGGGAAUCGGAGACGCCUUCAACCCGUCGGAUGCUGACUUUUCUGGGAUUUCAGCCGAGGACUCGCUCUACGUGUCCGACGCCUUCCAUGACGUCACCAUCGAAGUCACGGAGGAGGGAACCAAGGCGGCCGCCGCCACAGCCAUGGUGCUACUGAAGCGUUCCCGCUCUCCCGUCUUCAAAGCAGACCGGCCUUUCCUGUUCUUGCUGAGACACAUUAAAACAGGAUCCAUUUUGUUCAUGGGCCGAGUGAUGAACCCCGCCGACCAAUUGCUAUGAGAUGUUUAUAACAUGACACGCACACACAUUUAUAUAUACUGUAUAUAGAUAAAUACUUUAUUAAUCCCGAGGGAAAUUACAACACACACAGUAUUUAUUUGCAUGCACUUCCGCAAGAGGGACAAUAUUUUUUGUAAAUGUGUAAAUAAAAUUUUAAUAAUUUUUUUUUUUUUACACUUGACGUGCCAUUUUUCCCCCUUUUUUGUGGCUCUCUAUUCUUUUCACCCGGAAAAAGUGUUUUUCGUGAUUUUUUUUCAAAAUAU
This is a messenger RNA of Hippocampus comes (tiger tail seahorse), 1706 nucleotides long. It is a transcript of the gene serpine3, whose product is annotated as serpin peptidase inhibitor, clade E (nexin, plasminogen activator inhibitor type 1), member 3. Gene Ontology annotation, molecular function: serine-type endopeptidase inhibitor activity. NCBI's taxonomy places the organism in Eukaryota, Metazoa, Chordata, Actinopteri, Syngnathiformes, Syngnathidae. The record is from RefSeq and is a predicted model, not a curated record. The transcript is spliced from 9 exons. Gene Ontology annotation, biological process: negative regulation of endopeptidase activity. The coding region runs from base 151 to 1443 and encodes 430 amino acids.